Messenger RNA from Rotaria sp. Silwood1, 1242 nucleotides. Lineage: Eukaryota; Metazoa; Rotifera; Eurotatoria; Philodinida; Philodinidae. The record is from the annotation of a GenBank genome assembly.
AUGACUACUAAUAUGAUGCUGUCACUUAAUACACUACCAGUCGAACUUUUAUAUCGUAUUUUUGAUAGUCUCGAUGCAGAAACAAUACUUUUUUCUAUACAAUAUGUAUGCAAACGAUUCCAUUUGAUUAUUAUCAAUUACAAUCGAUACAAAUUAAAUUUUAAAACAAUAUUUAAACAUAGUUUUCAUCAGCUGUGUCGUACUACUGAUCCGAAAAAUAUCAUUUCAUUGAUUUUAUCGGAUGAUAAUCAAACACCAGGACAAAUUGAACUGUUUCUUUCUCUCUAUCGUAUAGAAGAGUAUAUUCGACUUCAAUCGGUAACUCUUAUGGCAAUUGAAGAAUUCUAUUUGAAUAUUAUUUUAAAACAUUUAUCAAGCAAUUGUUCACUUACAUCUCUGGUAAUCCAUUGUGAAUUAAAUUCUGUUCUAAGUACUGAAACACUUCUAUUCCUUUCGUUGACUAUUGGAAAAAACAGUCUUCGUAAACUUGAUUUAAAUUUAGGAUAUACGAAUAUAGACAAAUUCGAAUGGCCAUUAGAUUGUUCGAUUCAAUAUCUUCGAUUGUCAAACCGUAUUCGAUUCGAUAAGUUUUGUAUGAUUCUUCAUUGUUUACCGUCUAUUAAAACAAUGAUUUUACGAGACUGUCUAAUAAAUGAUAUUAAAGAGAUUAAUAAUUUAAUUUCUAAUAAUAUAUUAUAUCGACAAUUAACAUCACUAACAUUCGAAGAUUGUGAUUUAAAAAUGACAAUAAUCGAAUCACUUUUAUCUCUUACACCUUCAUUGAUACAUCUUAUAAUAAUAGGUAAUAGUGAUGAUUUAUUUGAUGGUGCUCGAUGGGAAAAAUUCAUUCAAACAAAAUUACUGGACUUAAAUAAAUUUCAAUUUGCUUUUCAAAGUAAUAUGAAUAUUAGUCAUGAUCCGACUGGUUUAGAAUCCCUUCUGAUGCCAUUUCAAACACCAUUUUGGCUUGAAACUAAGCAAUGGCUUGUUACUGCUUUAUGUAUUCAAAGUUCGCAAUUUAUCAAUCUCUAUACAACGCAAGAUUGUGUAUCAAAAAUUAAUUUUCAUGCACAAGCAAACAAAAUUAUACGCUCUACGGCUCCUACAAUAAUCGAAGAUAAACUAACGAUGGAUAAUGUACGUGAAAUAAGUUUAGAUUUAAUGGAAAUGCAAGUUGAUAUGAUAGAAAAGGUAGAUAUAAAAAUUAAUUGUAUUAAAUUUUUCUUAGCUUUUUCAUCUUAA